GGAUGAGCAUGAGAAGCAAGCCUCCGAUGUGAAUCACAACCUCUGUCCUGGCUCUGGUGGAGGGACACACUACAACUCAGCAUAAAAGCUGAGGAAGCGCUUGGGACGAACAGGGGCUGUCCUGGACCUCUGGCUGGAUGUGCACGCUGAACAUCUGCCGGCUGGAGUCAAGUUUAGGUUUAUACGUGUUUGGGCUUUCCUGCCCAAAUAUAGGCUUCGGAUCAUUUUUACAUUAAAGAAACACUAGUCAUUUAUUUCAGGAUAAACCAUGAAAACAUCCAAUUCAAUUCCUUUUUGUUUAGAUGGCACCAAACAAAAAACAUAGGUUCAAGGCCUUACAGAAACCUACAGGAUACGAACAAAUCCCACAAACAAUUUAACAUAAAGUGUGAAUUCUCGCCUAGAUUUUCCAGGACAGAGAAGCUGAUGUGGGAGAAAUGUGACCUCUCGUCAUGAGUCCAGUCAGACUCUGGCUGCAACAAGAGCCACUGGACAAACUGUGCGUAGGGAGUGCAGUGGAGGGAACUAAUGAUGGAGUCAUGUUUCAGCAUCACUCUGACAAAGGAGGCUCGUUGUUUUAGUGGUUUUCCUGAGAUAGAAGAAGGAGGUCCUAGAGAUUUAAGAUUUGAUGUAGGAGAGAUGUUGGUCAAAUACGACACCAAGGUUCCUCAGUAGAACCUGAAGCUCUGAAGUUUGUGGGAAAUACGGCAUUAUUACAUAAUGUUGUAUUUACAAGUAACUUACUACUAAUGUGCAUUUAGUUAAUAACACUUUCAUUGAAUGAUAAUAAUUCCAGAGAUGGAAGCAAACAUAUGAAAUCAAACAUUUAGUUUUGAUAAGUGACGCCAUCUACUGCCCCACAUCUGUCACAACAGCACGAAGCGCUUCCAGUCCAUCUUUUUGAAUGUCUGCCAGUGUGGGUUUUUUUACUGCUUGUUAGUUCAGGUCUAUAGCAGGUGUGGUAACAUUUGGCUCACAGUCAGUGUGCUUGUAAUGAGCAACCAGUGGGUGAGUGUGGCCUCCUUAACUGUGAUUGGGUUCUUCAGAUAUCAGGUUUAAAAUGAAUGUCCUGCAACCUGGAGCCAAAGGUCUGUGGUGCCAGUCACAAUGCAGCAGUUGAUGCCUCCCUGUAAGCUGUAAGUUCCAGAAGAAUGGGGUCAAGCCUAAGUCUGUUUGCUGAAACCAGUGGGAACAGAUUAUUCACCCUGUGCAGGUCACCAGACUUGAUAAAAAGCCCAGCGGUCACACACACUCCUGUGUGGACCCAUUUAUUCUAAAAUCGAGGUCACCUGAGGUUUAUCUCUUUUUAAGCAUAAAACGUUUCAUUCUGAACACAAUGCCUGCCUCAUAUGAGAGGUUUGAAAUAAGUCAGAGUGAUUGUGAUAGUAACACUUUAUAUGAUGGUUUUUAACUUUGUUUAGAGUUUAAUAAUGGAGGAAUGGAGCCUGACACAAAUUUAAAUUUGGAAAUGGAAGAAGACUCUUAAUGAAAACCCAGCCAGAUGGUAACACUGAAAAUUGCUGCCAAGUGACUAAAGUCUUGUUUCUAAUAUUCUUUCUGUUCCAUUCAAAUGACUAUUGGAAUAAGAACCUAGAGUCUGGAGCAGCGGCGGACUUGCUGUGUGUUACAUAUUAGUAAUCCAGUCCACUCACUUCUCCUUAGGUUGAUAUGAUGGUUUAAAAAUAUAGAACAGUGUAGAAAGUCUGCUUCCAUUUGCCUCUUCUCCAUGAUUAAACUAGAGAUUUGGGUUUGCUUAGGUAAAAUGCAGCAUGCUGUCCUUUCUGUCUCUGGGCACAUGUAAUGAUGGCCACUGGUGUUGCCCCAGUCCAGCCGCUGGCUGUAUAAUGAAGGGUGGGAGCGAGGCCGUUGGAGUGGGGAGCUGCUGUGCUGUGUGUGAGCAGAUCGCAGCGACCUGCUGGAUCACCCUGACACAGAUCAGGUACGCUGUGCACAUCAGGAAAUACAGGUUGUGACUCAAUGAAUGCAUCGUCCUCUUGUCCUCUUGCGCAGCAGCUCCACCUCCAACAUCCUUCUGCCAAUAUAUUCACUAUCUCUCCUCUGCACAUGUCCAAACAUGUCAGUCUGGCCUCUCUGACCUUGAGCCGUCCCUCUGAUGUGCUCCUUUCUAAUCCUGUCCAACCUCAUCAGUGCUAAAGAGAAGCUCAGCAUCUUCAUCUCUGCCUCCAUCUCUUCCUCACUGCUACCGUCUCUAACCCACAGAACAGAGCUGCUCUCACCACUGUCUUUACACCUUUCCUUUCAUUCUUUCUGACUUCUUCUGUUACACAACACUCCUGACACUUUCCUCCACCCACUCCAACCCGCCUGCACUCGCCUCUCCAGCUGUUCUGUCAGUCUGUCCAUCAGCACAGCAAAGAAGAAGGGACUCAAAGCUGAUACCUGGUGUGGUCCCACCUCCACCUUGUACUCCUCUGUCCGACCUACAGCACAUCUCACCACCAUCAUACUCCUCCCCUACAUCCUGGACCACUCUGACUUCUCUACCACUCCCGACAACCUCAUCCAGAACCACAGCUCCUCCCUCCACCCUGUCAUACGUCUUCUCUUAUUCCACCAAGACACAAUGCAGCUCCUUCUGACCCUCUCUGUACCUUCAACAUUCUCAAAGCAAAAUGGCGUCAGUUAUUCUCUUUUAGGGCAUAAAACCAUGCUGCUGCUCACAAGCCCCCACUCUUCCUAAGCCUGGCUCCCAGUACUUUUCCCCAAGCUUUAUUGUGUGGCUUUAUUUCUCUGUAUUUUCAGUUCUGCAUGUCCCCCUUAUUCCAGCAGAACACAAUUUCCUCCUCCACAAAAUUUAAAUUCAUUAUUUAUAUUAUUUAUAUAGCGCCAAAUCACAACAAAGUUAUUUUAAGGCACUUUCCAAGGUAAAAUUUAAGACCUCACAUAACUAAACCCAACUGUCAGGAAGGACCCAAAUGCAGCUUUGGAGGCAGGACUAGCUAAAACAAGUCUUUAAUAAUGUCCGGUCCAAAAUGACAGCCAAAGGUUCAGACACAGUAAUUCCAAGGCACAGGGACCGACAGGGACUAAACAAACAGGAACAAAAGAACAAGAUACAAGAAUGCUGGAAAGUGGUGUGAACACAACAAUUUGGCAAAGGCGUGAGGGUGCGUACUCGCGUAUAUAAAGUAUGACAAGGUUAUUCACUGAUAAAACACAGCUGGUACAUCACAUGAUCAGCUAAACAAGCGGGAACAUCUAAGGCGAGACAAGAACUAAACAGGAAGUUGACAAAAUAAUACCGGAAAUUGCAUAAUGCAACGACUAAAAGUCCAGAUUCAUGACACCAACAAAUCCCACAUACAACAAGCCUUUAAUUGUAAUUAAUCACAGUUUGACAGCAACAGUAGAAAGGAAAAACUGCCUCCAGCAGAAGCAGGUUGAAUGCGGGCGGCCAUCUGCCUUGACGGGCUGGGGUGGAGAGAGAGAAACGCACAGAAACGUCUAACCUGUGUAGCAGGUUAGACACUUCCUUUCCCUUCCUCUUCCUCUGGACGUGGUCCUGUACUUCCUCAUUCCACCAGCAGGUGUCCUUAUCUUACUUUCUCUAGGGGAACUCUGCUGCAGCAUUAGAAAUUAAUUGCUGGGACAUACCAGUGACUUAUUGUUAUUAGACCUGUUCGAAUUUUAUGUAUGCAUAAGAUUUGAGAUGUUCGCAUGAUUUGCUAAUCUCUGCAUUCUGUAUCAAAACUCACUUUGGAAAUGGGAUUUUAUUUGACAAGUAUGUGUCGUCACACAUUGAAGUGCUUGGGACAGCACUGAGCCCACAGGCCCAAGGACAAACAGUCGUGUGCUGCUCUGAUUGGCAGCACUUUGUUUUGAAAGGGCACAGAAGGCAACUAUGCAGACCAGACAGAAAACCUGAUCCUGCUAAGAUGGGGGAGAAAAAGGUCCACCACUCCUCCACGGAGUCAUCCUGGAUGAUCCUCCUCCAGGUGCUGCCUUCAUACCUGCUGGCUGGACUGGGAAUGGUGAUGGCUGGAAUGUUGCUGGACCAGCUACAGCACUGGCAGGUGUUCGAGGAGCUCUCAGAGGUGUUCAUCCUGGUGCCAGCUCUGGUGGGACUGAAGGGAAAUCUGGAGAUGACGCUGGCAUCUAGACUUUCCACAGCAGCCAACACGGGGCAGCUGGAUGAGGCUGAGCGGCAGUGGAGGAUGCUGCUGUGCAAUCUGGCCCUCAUUCAGGCCCAGGCCACCGCUGUGGGCUUCUUGGCAGCGGUUGCAGCAGUGGCGCUGGGCGCUGUGACCAGAGGGAGGCUGGAUGUGGUCCAUGGCGCCGCCCUGUGCGCCAGCAGCGUCACCACUGCCUUCAUCGCCGCACUGUCUCUAGGUCUGGUGAUGGUUGCUGUGAUCGUGGGCUCCAGGAAAGUGGGCAUUAACCCCGACAACGUGGCCGCCCCCAUCGCCGCCAGCCUCGGAGACCUCCUCACUCUGUCUGUGCUUGCUUGUGUGAGCCGCUUCUUCUUUUGUUACAGAGACAUGUGGGUAUUGCCUCCUGUGGUGUGCGCCUGUUUUCUGCUCCUCAUACCAGCAUGGGUAGUUGUUGCCCAUCACUUUCCCCCAACCAGAGAAGUCCUGAAGUCCGGCUGGCAACCUGUAAUUUUAGCCAUGGCCAUCAGCAGUAUUGGGGGUCUGAUCUUGGAUAAAACAGUGAGCAAUCCAGACUUUCAGGGUAUGGCAGCAUUCACUCCAGUCAUUAAUGGCGCAGGGGGAAAUCUUGCAGCCAUCCAGGCCAGCAGGAUGUCCACCUACCUCCACCACUGGAGUGAGCCUGGAGCGCGUCGCUCUCACAUGAGUCCAAGCUGUCCUGGGCCGUGUGCCGCCUUCUGUUCCCCAGAUUUGAACUCCAAAUCAGCCAGAGUCCUGGUCCUUCUUGUGCUCCCAAGUCACCUGGUGUUUCUGAGCACCAUCCACCUCCUGCAGGGAGGACACGCUGUCCUGACACCCACCUUCAUCCUCUGUUACCUGUCUGCAGCUCUGAUUCAGGUGGUGAUUCUGCUCUGCGUGGCCGACCUGAUGGUGCGCUGGCUCUGGCAAAGGGGACUGGAUCCAGACAACUUCUCCAUCCCCUACCUCACCGCACUGGGUGACCUGCUGGGGACUGGCCUCCUGGCCGUCAGCUUCAGACUCACUCUGUUAGUCCGUUCCACUUAAAGUGGAGUUUUCUAAAUGCAAAUGUCUGGAGGACACUGCAAAGGUCAAAGAACACUAAAAUGUAGGAGGUGCUGAAUUUGUGUCUCAAUACUGACAAAAUUGUAAUAUAUGUAAUACCUGUUGAACCGCUGGUGCUGUCGCCUUCGCUCUUUAAUGUUUGUUCCAAGGCAACAAUAGAAUAAGACUGAAUGAAUCAUCAGUCAAAAUCAG
Betta splendens (Siamese fighting fish) is the source of this 5384-nucleotide messenger RNA. RefSeq names its product solute carrier family 41 member 1-like. Gene Ontology annotation, molecular function: monoatomic cation transmembrane transporter activity. Gene Ontology annotation, biological process: monoatomic cation transport. NCBI's taxonomy places the organism in Eukaryota, Metazoa, Chordata, Actinopteri, Anabantiformes, Osphronemidae. The coding region runs from base 3897 to 5174 and encodes 425 amino acids. Gene Ontology annotation, cellular component: plasma membrane. The transcript has 10 exons. The record is from RefSeq and is a predicted model, not a curated record.